AUGAGGUUUUCUCACACGGUUCCCUUUGAUCCCGAAGAAUUCCUCCGGCCUGUUCAUCAGUCAGACUUGGUGGACAGGUUUUAUAGCAAGCUGGCAGCAGAGUAUGAGGCGGCCGCUUCAGCUUCUGCUUCUGGACUUGCAGAGGAGGGACUCCUGCCCUGGCGUGAGUCUGGUGCGGCCUUUUCCCUUUCGCCCACCACGAGAUCUGACGCCAUGGCGCAGUCCCGGUCCUUUGGCCUGGCUGAGAGUUCUUAUGGUCACUCCCGGAAGGGCAGCAGUGCUGGCGGCGAGGCCGCAUCCUAUGGCAACUUAGUGGACGCGCAGGACACCGACUAUAGUCACUUUAGUCAUUUCACUUCGAAGUUGACAGAUGCAGAUGGCAUGGAAGCCCAGGUUCAUACAGAGCCUGAGGUCCUCCAAUUGGAGCACCCGGAGCGCACCUUGGCGCGCACCGCCAGCGACCGGGAAUCCAUCAGCGAUGGCCUCGCGAGCCGUUCGCCGGGCUCGGGACGGCCGUCGGCGGCGCCGACGGUGACCACCGUGGCGAGGGCGGACCGCAGGGGCUCCCGCAGCGCGCCGUUGAUCAGCUUGGAGGAUCUUGAGAUUGAACAGGUGGAGCAGGCGGUCAUUGUGACGCCCACCAACCAGCUGAAGCAGAAACACCUGGUUUUUGCGAUGGUGCAUGAGGAUGGAACUGGGACUGGGAGGAAAGACAGAUUGUGGAGGAUCGAAGCACCGCAUGGGACAUUUGGGCUCAAAAGAGCUGUGCUUUUGAGAGGAAACCCUCCCAACCCUCCCAAAUUCUUCUGUCAACAUUGGCGCCAGGAGGAACAGCCUGUUUUAAAGCCGCAGCUCAAGUCCGUCCACUUCGUGGGGGUGGAUUCCAACGUGGCACCUGAGGUCUGUUGGUGGUCUACCCAUGUGAGGAAAACGCCCAGGAAACCCAAAAAGCAAAGGAAGUGCCCGUUCUCCCCAUCCCAGAAUCGAACAUUGACAAGAAAACACCUACAUUUGGCUGCUGAGUCCAUGGCUUUCUGUGAAAUUUCCUUCAAUCCAAGAUCGGCAAUCCAAAAUCUUUAUCUUAUAUAUUCGAUUUUGGUUGGUUGA
This is a messenger RNA of Cladocopium goreaui, 1107 nucleotides long. The record is from the annotation of a GenBank genome assembly. NCBI's taxonomy places the organism in Eukaryota, Dinophyceae, Suessiales, Symbiodiniaceae.